This is a messenger RNA of Chenopodium quinoa (quinoa), 2744 nucleotides long. RefSeq lists its product as uncharacterized. The record is from RefSeq and is a predicted model, not a curated record. The transcript has 2 exons. NCBI's taxonomy places the organism in Eukaryota, Viridiplantae, Streptophyta, Magnoliopsida, Caryophyllales, Amaranthaceae. Bases 297 to 2360 code for a protein of 687 amino acids.
UGUAUUUAGAUAGAAAGAGUGUAUAAUAAAUUUUAGUGUCUAAACCCCUUUUUGUUGUAUAUGACCCUGUAUUUAUAAUUGUAUGAUCUCCUUUCAGCUGAAGUCGUACGAUUCAUACCCAUAUUUGACACAAGAUCCGCCCCCAAAAUUAACAACACCGCCAUCAUACUUCUCAAUUUCUCAAGUCAAUUCCCCCCUCUCCACCGGAAAAAAACUCAUCACUCCUCAAAUCACUACACACAUAAUGCUCUAGUACUCAAUCAAACACUCAAACCAAACCAUCCCAAUCAAUUAAAAUGCUCAACACCGUCCAAUCUCCGAUCACCGUCAAAACCACCACCAUCACAAUCUUCUCUCUCCUCCUCCUCUACCACCUCCGCCCCACCACCUCCGCCCCAAUCCUCGGCCUGGACUCCUUCCUAACCCAACAAUUCCAACUCGACCCACACGCAUCCAACGACACCCUCCCUUCCCUCCCAUCCCACCUCAAAUCCACCCUCUCAACCACCGCAACAACCACCACCCUCGACCACCGCAUCACCUCCCUCCUCUCCCUCUCCCUCCCAACCUCCGUCCACAUCAAACUCGUCGGCCCCUCUUUCACCCCCUCCUCCGCCUCCACCCUCUCCUCCUUCCUCUCUUCUUCUCACUCCUCCUCCCCCUUCCACGUCAUCACCCCCUUUGACUCCACUCUCCACCACCUCUCCCUCUCCCACUCCCUCCACCACGACGCCUCUCUCUCCUCCCCUUCUCUCUCCUCCUCUCUCUCCUCCGCAAUCCGCGCUUCUCUCGCCUCAUCUACGUCAUCUCUCCGGUCAUCCCUCUUGUCUGUUUCUUACUCCGUUGUCGAUGAGAUCAUAGCUGCUGACUUCCGCCGCGAGAAGCCCCUUCAUGGGUAUACCGUCUAUCUCAUCAAUCUCGGCGCCCAAUCGAAACCGUAUGCUUAUACGUAUUCGGGCUCAACUGGGUCGGAAUUGUCUUCGCCGAGCUUUACAAAGUGCUUGGGUUCGGUUUGGGUGAGUAAGGAUAGGUACAUUUGGGUUGAUUUGGGUGCUGGCCCGGUGGAUUACGGGCCGGGUCUUUCGGGUGAUGGGGUUCUUCCAAAGGGGGAGUUUCAUCCUCUUGCUGCUUUUCAUGGGAAGGCGAAAUCGGAUAAGGCGGUGUUGGCUGAUUUAGCUUCGUUGGUUUAUAGUGCUUAUCAGAUAUUGCUUGUUCCUUCUUUGAGAAUUCCUGUUCCUUUUGAGAAUAAUCUUGUUGUUCAGUUUAUUCAUGUUGUUGGGAGUGAUGGUAAUGAUCAUAAUAGUUAUGGGUUGGAUUGGAAAUCGAUUGAGAAUGCUUUGUCGGAUAAGGGUUUGUUGCUUGGGGAUCAGUCUUUGAGUUUUAAGAAGUAUGAGAUUAAUUAUAAGGAGUGUGCUUUGUGUUCCUUUGCUGUUUCCAAGUCGAAAAGCUCGUAUACUAGUAGGUUUUUGUUUGAUAACUAUACUUUGAUUGUGAGUGAAUAUGUGGACUCGAAGAAGUUGCAUCAGAUACUGUCUGAUUCGGCUGAUGAGUUUAAGAGGUUGGCGGGUGUUCAUGAGGAGGAUGAUUUUAAGAGGGUUAUCCCGGUGUAUGUUUUCGAUUUGGAUGAUAAUACGUUGCUUUUGCUUGAUCGGUUUCAUCAAUCUGUUGCGUUUAAGGAUAUGGUGAUUGCGAUUAGGACAAGAAAUACUCAGACUGUGAGCGAUUAUAGUUGCAAUGGGCGUCAUGUUUUUACUCAGACUAGAGAGCUUGAGAGGCCGAUUAUUGGAUCAGUCUUGCAGAGUAUGUGGGGUGUGUCUCCAACCCAUUUGAGAUGGAGCCCCAGGCAUAAUACCACUUUGGUUGAUUAUACUUGGAGUGUUGGGCAAACUCCAUUUGGACCGUUCUCGGAGAUUUCUUCUUUGUCGUUUGUGCAGAAGGAUGCUGCUCGAAGGAAUGUUCUUUUGACCACUUUGAAUUAUACUGUUUCGAGUGCCAUAGAAGUCCUUCAAUCUGUUAAGGCACAUGGUGGGUAUCAUAAGCUAUUGAAGGGUAACCAGGUUACUGAAUUCUCACAGAGGUGGUCUCUUUUUAAGUAUAAGCUAGAUAAGAUGAUUACAGCGCUGUCCCAUUUGGAAUUUGAGUUGGCCUCAUAUUACUUGAGAUCAUCGGAACAUGACUUGUAUGCCAUGCACUCAAUCAUCUAUCGUGCAUCACAGGAGUUGGAUGCUUCACUUGUGUGUUUCACAGAUCCACCAGUUCCAUGGGCCUCUAUGUAUAUGUCUGCUGCAACUUUUGUCAUUCUUUGUUUUGUUUAUGCUAAAAGGGACAAGUUCUUCAGGAACAAAACAAAGCAGUUCUAAAGCAUCAAAAGGGGUUGUAAUAUUGAACAGGAUGAGCACUUGUAUUUCUAUAGGAGGCAGGCUACCAGUGAGAUAGAAAGAAAACGAAACUAGCAAAGGAGAAAGAGAGAGAGCAGCCAUGCCUAAGUUGAUUGCUUACCAGAUGAUAUGUUUGUCGAUUCUGUUGAUGUAGGCAGAUUGAUGAUGGGAUGGUGAGAGAGAUAGGAAUUGUGUUGUACAAACUCAUGACUAUGAUUAUAUGAAGAACUUUUGGACCAAAACAUUGCAAUUGGGUAAACCAAUUCAUAUUAACUUCGCAUCUACAUAAACUUUGAAUGUACUUACGAUUACUUAUUAUAAUGGUUUGUAAAAUAUAUCCUUUUCAUGCACAUUCGUUCCAAUAAU